CUGCUCGGACUUGAAGAGUUGCUUCCAGGAGAGGAGACAAAACACAACUUGGCUCAUUAGUCAACCCUGAUCCAGGAGAUCAGUCUGAACCUGUGUGUAGAAGUAUUUACUCACCGUCAUGAAUGUGAAACACAGAAGGAAAUUAUCUCUGGACAGCUCCAUGCUGUCGGACGGAGGUGGACUUCUCGGUGUGAGAAAAAGCAGCAGCUUGUUUAAUGGUAGGAAAACCAGAGUGAGCCAGUCUCUAGAUGAUGCCCACAUCGAGAUCCAGGAGUUAAAGCACAGCCUCAACUCUAGCAUGCCUCUCAGAGAGCAGCCUAUAGCAGAGGGGAGUCUGUGCCAAUCGAAUGGGCCAAUCCGCAAUCAUAGUUUUCAGAAGCACAACAAAAGCUUCCACAAACUGUUUUCAGAGAUUCCUGAGGACGAGAAGCUGACACACACGUUCACCUGUGCCCUACAGAAGGAAGUGCUGUAUCAUGGCAGACUCUUUGUCUCUGAGAAUCAUGUCUGUUUCCACUCAUCUGUGCUGCUCAAAGACACCAAGGUGGUGAUUCCUCACUCCAGUGUGAGGGAGGUGACGGGACACAGCUCAGCCUUGUCUAUGCUCUCCAUCCAGACGGCCGAUGGCGAGAAGUACUCGUUUGUGUCUUUGAGGGGUCGUCAGAUGUGUUACAAACUCCUCCAGAGACUCUGCUCACAUGCACAGAGUUGGAGUCCGAACAGCAGCCCUCAUGUGUCCUCUGCUGAGAAUGAAGCUGAUCAGAUGUCUAGUUCUUCCAGUAUAGAGGAUCAUGAUUCCAGCAGUGGCGUUAUUCAUAUAUCCAGUGAAGGUUCUAUAGGACGCAAUUCCACCGAUCAAAACAGCUUAACACACGAAGACCACAAAGGCGUUUCAUCGUGGAUGUGGUCGUUCACUGAGAGAAUCAAGCCGUCCAUCAUCUUCAGUGAAACUGACAACCUCAGCAUCAUCUUUUACGUCUACUUGUUUCUCCUGGUGAUGCUCCUCCUGGUGUCCAGCUACAUCGGCCUCAGGCUCAUCACUCUGGAGGAGCAGCUCAAUUCUUUGGGAAGCCUGAUCGAAUUCUCUUCAAGCCACAGGCCGUACCAAGAAACAUAAUCAGAGACGAGCAGCAGAAGCAGCCAAAUUCUUCCCGGAGCACAUCGCAGCACACGCCUAUGUUUCCAUCCUUUCUGCUUUGUUCCUCAUUAGAUGGACACCUUCAGGCAUCUCGCCACUUUGCAUUCACUCCAUAUUCCAGUGAAAUUUUCUAAUAUUUCCAAUAUUGGACUUAAAAAAAAAAAAAGGUAGAAACUGAAGCCCUGUGUUUGUGUGAUCUUCUUCGGGGGAAUGCAGGUCAGCAUGAAGCUGCUUCUGAGACGUGUGAACCAGGCCACACAUGGCGAACUGCAUGGAUGACUGACUGUGCUGGCAGAGAGACACGGGGACGAUAUUUUUCUGUUUUGCAGCACAUCGAUUCUCUGCUGACAGAUCAAAAACGGAGGGGAGGCUCUCCUGCGCAGGGCCAUAUGGAGGCAGCCUGCCGAAGCCAUGACUAUUUUCUGGCUGCUGAACAGCUGAGCUCAGCGAGCUGAAGUUGCUGGAGUCCUGGCUGGCGUCGUCUUCCAUCCACACAAUCUGCAGCACAGAGAACACACCAGACUCUGAACAUGCAGGACUGUCAGUGAUCAAUGAUGUUAUUACUUGAUUUUACAUUAAUUUUAUCAUACCAGUUGGACACAUCAAGUGUGUGAAGUGACUGCUGGGAAUGUACAUAUGUGUAAGGAAAAACACUGUAAUGAUGGUAAUCAGCCGGCAGAGGGCAGCCAAACCUAUGAAACUCAUUAAACUCAUCCUGAUUUUUUUGA
Molecule: messenger RNA, 1866 nt
Organism: Salarias fasciatus (jewelled blenny)
Lineage: Eukaryota; Metazoa; Chordata; Actinopteri; Blenniiformes; Blenniidae
Product: GRAM domain-containing protein 2B-like
Exons: 13
Coding region: 119-1117 (332 amino acids)
Source: RefSeq, a predicted model, not a curated record